UUCGCAGCAUUUAAAAUUUUGCGUCUCGACUUAUAUAUUAUCUAUAUACUAUUAUGAUUGAAUAUUGGACUAAUACACAGUUGGAACUUUUUAGAUGUUUAUUUGUUUGAAAAAUGAAGAAAAAUAAUUCCAUGUUCACCUUGACCUCAGAGAAUGUUUGCGAAAUGCAGAAAGAAGUUUGUUGAUCAUACCUUGAUUAUAUUCGAGAUCAAUCUCGUGUUGUGAGAGAAGCAUUGCUAGGCUUGACAUCUAUGAUCAUCUAUCAGAAAUGGCAAGCAAAUGUGUGUGCAAUGAGAUCAAAAACAUUCUAAAUUUGAUUGAUAUCCUUAAAAUAAUGGCUGAACCAGUUAUUAACGACAGGAGACAAGAAAAAUAUUGCGAAUACAUAUCCCUGUUUUUGUCUCAUUUUGGACAAGAACGAUGUAUGGUAGUUGGAAGUACUAAGGAAAAGACCAGAUUGAGGCUACAAGAAAAUGAAGGAGAUUUUGAUUAUUUAAUAAUUUCUGGAAUAUCUAUUCCAAUUGAAUGCUUAGAAUAUAGAAAAAACUUACCAUGUUUUGUAUAUAUUAAUGGAAGUACGCUGAAAAACCUGUUUCCAGGAGUUGAGCUGAUCGACGGCAAAUAUUUGCCAAGUGAUUUACUUAGUGAAAUGAAACCUGAAGCUUUCAAACAUAGUAGAAAUAUUCAUAAAAUAGUAACUCAGAUGGAUUCAACACGUGGUCGAAGCACACUGCAUGUUUCUUUAGAUCAUAAAAUUAAACCGGGACUGUCAUUGGUUGAUUAUGCAGAUCCUAAAUGUGCAGAACUAAGCAUGGCAAAACACAAACAGAAGAAAGACAUCAGACUUAUUAAACACAAUGUCGAGAAAAAUCUCCAAGGAGAUUCAAGUGAAAAUGAAAAAAAGAUACGUAAUGCAGGUAAAGCAAUCAACAGUCUUGUGCAGGGGUGGGAGGAAUUAAAUCCCCCACGUGAGGAAUCAAAAACAUCUCCAGAAGACAAGCAGCCUAUUUUCCAUCAAGCAUUCGAUCCACUCAUUGAAGCACUUAGAAACACCGAAGACAUAUUGCAACAAACAUCUUCCCCAAAUUCAAAGAAACCUAGCGAUGUUUGUUCAACGUCUAGUGAUGUGACAUCGACCUCCGGUUUUUCGGGUAGAUUAAAUAAUGAGAGUCGUAUGAUAGAAGAAGUUCGAGCGAAUGAUAAAGACGAUCAAGUCACUAUUCAGUACAAAUAUAAAACAAGCAAAGAUUUCAUUCCCGUCUUUCCUCUAAACGGAAAACCUAAGUAUUUAGAUGAGUGGCAAAACCGAAAAAGAAAAUGGCCGCCGACAAACGUCGUUACAGAUAUAUAUAAUAACAGUGAGUUUUUCGUCGUUGCUAAACCUGCUCUUGAUGAACCAUCAAACGAUAUUGACUUUUGUCUUGCAUGCAAUAUAGGAGAAAUCAAGCUAGCUGAAGCCAUGACUCAACUUCAAAAGAAUGUCAUCCUUAUCAUAAAAGCCUUACAGAAAAGUUCAUUGCGAGAUUAUACUGAAAUAGUGACAACAUUUCAUUGGAAAACUGUUGUAUACUGGGUGUCUGAGAACACUGAAACUCAAAUACUUGAAAACAGAACGGAAGACAAUAUUCAUGAAUUCCUUCAAAACGUUCUGAAAUAUAUGGUCAAUUGCUUGUGUAAAAAUGAUUUGCAACAUUAUUUUGUUCCUAGCAAUCUCUUUGUCGGUAUGCAUGAAAUUAAAAUACACGAUAUAGUACUAAAGAUUGUUGAAAUUCAAGAAAACCUCAUGGAGAAUUUACAGAAUUUCGACAAAGGACAAAGCACUGUUAAAGUUCACUAUGACUUUGUUUCUAGAAGCAAGAUCAAAGAAUUUCAAGAAAUGCAUUCCGAUCCAGGUGAUAACGUCAUAGUCGAAUCUGUCGUUACACUCCUCAGAGGAUUUGUGGUUGAAAAUAAAGAAGUUGUGAAGAAAGCUUUAAAGGAGGUUUUAACAGAAGCCGUUCCAUUUUUGAUUGAAGAGAAUACCAGGAAACGUGAUCCUAACAAAAUUGAUGUUAACUCGCAAAUUAUUCAAGCCCUUUCAGGAAAAGAUAGUUUACGAAACAGUUUGAUUGAUAGUGCUGUAUCCUGGUUACUUGGCGAAAUGCAUAGUGAUGGCGCACCAAAAGUGGAAGAUUGCACUCGGAACAUGUUUGCAGUUGUGUUGCAGAAUUUUUUAACUGGAAAUUUGUUUUAA
This is a messenger RNA of Mytilus trossulus (common blue mussel), 2233 nucleotides long. RefSeq lists its product as uncharacterized. Lineage: Eukaryota; Metazoa; Mollusca; Bivalvia; Mytilida; Mytilidae. Bases 269 to 2233 code for a protein of 654 amino acids. The record is from RefSeq and is a predicted model, not a curated record. The transcript is spliced from 2 exons.